Messenger RNA from Diplodia corticola, 1095 nucleotides. Its product is annotated as glutathione s-transferase. Bases 1 to 1095 code for a protein of 364 amino acids. The transcript has 4 exons. The record is from RefSeq and is a predicted model, not a curated record. NCBI's taxonomy places the organism in Eukaryota, Fungi, Ascomycota, Dothideomycetes, Botryosphaeriales, Botryosphaeriaceae. Gene Ontology annotation, molecular function: glutathione transferase activity. Gene Ontology annotation, cellular component: cytoplasm.
AUGCUCUUCCGCACUCAUCUCAUCAAGGCUCUCCGCCGAAACAACACCCCGGCUGCUACACGUACCUUUAUCGGAGCUACCACCAUGAGCGACAACGCCAUUCACAAGCCAGGAACAGAUGAUGGCUGGCAUGGAGUCAUCGCGCCAGACAGCCAGUUCCCGCCCGAGAAAGGACGGUACCACCUCUACAUUGGCCUUUUCUGCCCCUUCGCCCACCGCGCGAACCUUGUCCGCCACCUGAAAGGCCUGACAGACGUGAUUGAUAUCUCCAUCGUGAAGCCGUACCCGAAGGGUGACGAGAAGGGCUGGCCGGGCUGGAGGUUCCCCAAAACGGACAACGAGUACCCGAACGCGACUGUCGACAAACUCUUCGGGAGUGAAUACCUGCACGAGGUGUAUUUCCGCACGGACAAGGAAUACAAGGGGAGAUACAGUGUGCCGCUGCUCUGGGAUACCAAGACGCAGACGGCUGUCAACAAUGAGAGCGCAGAGCUUCUUCGAUGGCUUCCUACAGCUUUCAACCAUCUGAUCUCGCCCGACCUUGCCGAGAUUGACCUCUACCCUUCACAUCUUCGCUCCGAGAUUGACACCAUAUCCGAGUGGAUGCAGAGAGAUCUGAACACGGGCGUGUACAAAGCCGGCUUCGCUCUGGAACAGGACGUGUACGAGAAGAAUCUUCCUGCCGUUUUCGCCGCUCUGAAUAAGCUCGAGGGGAUUGUGCACAAGAACGGCGGACCAUACAUCCUUGGCAAAGAGCUGACGGAGCUGGACCUGCGGGCGUAUGCGACCGUCGUCCGAUUCGACACGGUCUACGUGCAGCACUUCAAGUGCAACUUGGGCACCAUCCGCCACGACUAUCCCGUCUUGAACAACUGGCUGAAGAAUCUGUAUUGGAACGUCAAAGGCUUCAAGGAAUCGACAGACUUCAAGCACAUCAAGGAGAACUACACCAAGAGCCACUACAACAUCAAUCCGAAGGCCAUCACUCCUAUGGGACCUUACCCGAAUGUCGAGGAGGACGUGCAGGACUUCAGCAAGCUAAAGCCAGGAAGCGUCCGUCACCCGGCCGCGAUCGAGUAUCAGUCGAAGCUCUAG